AGUUAUAGUCUCUUGAAAUGAGGGAAGAAGCGCUCGAAUCGAUUUGUGCAGCACUUUCUAUUAGUUUUACCGAGGAUCCCGAUCAUUUGGAGUCUAUUAUUGAUCGAUUUUCAGAGAUAUUUAAAGUCAAAGAUCACUUGAAUCAGCUGCGAAAAAAAUGUGAGAAAUUUCAAACAUUCACAUUGGAAAUACGUCCGGUUGGAUCAUCAAAUUGUACUGAAAAUGUUUAUGCAUACAUCAUUGAAUCUGAGACAUGCCGACAAUUGGAAUUGAAACCAACAGGAACUACUAAACUGGAAAUUGGAAGCGAUAAAAAUGUUUCCCUCAAAUUCGGCUUAUCUCAAAAAAAGGAUAGUACGACAAGUAAAAAGGGACUUUCAAGAUCCGCCUCACUUCUGAAAAAACUAAAAUUUUCGGAUAAAAAGAAUCUGGAUGAACUGAAAAUUAGCAUAUUCCCAUUGGACAUUGCAGUGCGGAAAAAUAUUAAUCUUGGAAGUGGAAAGAGUACUCUGCUGGAAAUGAAAUUAAUUCGAAAUGACCAUAGAAAUAUGAUACAGUGUUUGGAAUUCGACGAUUUUUUGGAAAUGACAAGAAGUUUUCAUGAAUGGCAAGCUCAGAUAAGCGAGUCAGAAUUGUAUGAUGGAAGUCUCGGCGAUCCAACAUUUUCAAUGUUUUAUUCAAUUGCAUUUUUCUUUGAAAUUCCCUCAUUUGUCUUAAAACUUACAGAAAUGACGUGUUUUCUUGUAUGGGACGAUGAAAUGAAGAAACUAGAUGAACGAGCGUUGGCAGAUGUUAGUCUGAAAAUGACAGCUUGCGAAUCAGAAGUUGAUCUACAACAUCCAUUAUUGAGUCCGGCAUUAUCAUAUCUAAAUGAUUGUACCUGCAACACAAUUCGAUGUAUUCUUGUUCCAUUUUCAACGGAACCAUUCUUUCCACCAGUAUCCCCAUCUCGUCUUAAAUCAAUCAAUGUUGCUCUGAAACUGAUUGCAGAUAUUUGUGUUUUAGAUGUAUGGGACGAAUUCGAGAAUCUUGCGAAUCCAUCCAAUUUCUUAUCAUCUGAAUUAAAGAAACUACUCGAAAGUAGUGCAGAAAGAUAUGGAGAAUCUCUGAAAAAACAAGAAUUCAAUGAAUUAUGUAGAACAAUUUUAAAUUUAUGGAUGUCGUUAAGCAAUGAGAGUCAGCCUUAUUAUAUAUUUUUUCAUCAAUUUGACAUUAAUUACAUCGGAGCUGCAAUGCUGAAGUUGGAUAAAUAUCUAGCUGAAUCCAUUCAAAUAUCUCUAAAAUGUCAACUUGAUCUUCUCAAUUUGAGAAUUCCAACUGAACUGGAAAACUUUACAAAAACCACAAUGAGAUUAUUUGUAACACUUCGAAAUUUACUGAAUAUGGUUGAAGCAUUCCAUUUACCUGAAUGUCAACUAUUUCAUUUCGAAGAAUGGUUUACUGAUAUCAGUGUUUUUUGGACUUAUUCAUGGAGAGAAGUUACUUUACAAAUGGUUGAAAGAACAAUUACAUUAGAUGAAGAUGGUGAUUCAGUUAAAUAUGGAGCAAGAAGACCACUUCCAGCUGGAUUAUAUUCAUUUCUAUGCAUUCAGAAAGGAAUAUCGGAUGAUUUAGCUCGAUUGGAAUUCACCUUUCCACAUCAUCUUGUUGUUUGUGCAGCAUCGGUCGUUAAUAUUAUGUGCCAAAAUAUAAACGCAUAUGCAAGAAAACUGUUCAGUGAAGCAAUGAGGAACCACGAAGAGAAAGCUUCAAGGUUGGUGAGAGCUACAAAUGGAAUUGAACAAGCAAUGUGCUUUGUGGAAGAAGGUUAUCGGAGAUUCGCACAAUUCCAACGACUUGAAGAGUACGUCGAUGUGGAUGAUUUGUCAGCGGUACGAUCAACUUCAAUUCGAUUAUUAAAAUCAACAAGAGACACGUGUGAAAUUCAAGUUUCUACUUUACUUUCACAUUUUGUGAACCUCAAAACUGAUAUUGUUUUAAAAAUCGCCAAAAAUUUGUGCGCAGAUGGAAAAGAAUCGAAUAGUGGAUUGAAAUCAUAUAUGAGAGAAUUGGCAUCUUCGGAACGAAUUGAAAGUAUUUUAGAAUGUUGUUAUGGUCUUGUUGAUGACGUCAGAUGUCUACUUCUUCCAAAUUGUUUCAAACUAUCCACUCAACAUUUUGCCACGUCACUGGAACAACAAAUUCGAAAAAAUAUUCGACAAAAGCAACCAGCUGAGUAUUACAGCAAUAUUUAUGUUGGUUUUUUGAAUAUUUUAAUUUUUAAAAGAUUAAAACAAAUGUAUUUAAAAUUUCAGAUUGCUCUAAAAUAUAUCUACGAAUUUUUGGAAAUUGAAGAUCGAAAGGAUAUUGAACUUCUUUCAAAUCUUCAUUUAAAUAGUUUUUCAACAAAAGAUUUAAUUCUUUCUUAUUACGAUUCACUUUGUGAAAAAAUAGAUAGAACUCGUUUUGGGAAUGCUCCACAUGUUGAUGUACAUAUUUCAUAUGUUAAGAUGGUUGAUGAGGAUACUAUUUCAAUUCAGAUUAAAUUGAUAAAAAUGUCUCCAAUCGAAUGGAUCGAUGUAAUAUCUGAUCGUGUUGAUUAUUUUGUUCGACUGGAACUCUUUCCAAAGAUUUUAUUCCCUUCGAAUAAAUUUGAAUCACCAACAACAAAUCCAAUGCCACAAUCAACACGUCCCCAAUGGAAACAGCUUUUUGAAAUUCGAGUUCCAUUGGAAUGUUUCUUUCUUCGAGGAGCUUGUUUAGCAAUUUCAGUUUUUGAUCACGAGAGAUUCAUUGAUCGUUUAGUUGGACGUGGCUUUAUCAGUCUUCAUUCAGUUCCUCAGGCUUCUGAAGAAAAACCAACACAAAGACUACAAGUUCCACUGUUGCCAAAUGAUUUUUCCGAUCAAAAUAAUGUGUUUUAUCAGCUUCUAAAAACCCGGGCAUGUCGUGACUCGAUUGCGAAGGAGUUUAUUGAAACUCGUACUCGACGUCAUCAACGAAUCCGUGCCCUGCAACAUUAUAUUCGGAUUAAUCGAAAUCGUGUUGGACACAUGUUACUUGGAUAAUUUGAUUCUAAUAACACAAUUUUUGAAUUCUAUACCAUCAGAAUAGUCUAUAUUUUAUCGACUGGCCGACAUAAUCUGGUUAAUUCUGUUUAUUCUGGUUAUUCUGGCUCAUUUUGCACAUAGUUUGUAAUUGUGAGAGAAAGAGGUUUUUGAUUUAAUAAAAAAUACACGAUCAGGC
Messenger RNA from Caenorhabditis elegans, 3225 nucleotides. It is a transcript of the gene aex-1, whose product is annotated as C2 domain-containing protein aex-1. NCBI's taxonomy places the organism in Eukaryota, Metazoa, Nematoda, Chromadorea, Rhabditida, Rhabditidae. The coding region runs from base 18 to 3047 and encodes 1009 amino acids. The record is from RefSeq and is marked reviewed. The transcript has 19 exons.